This is a messenger RNA of Cryptosporidium ubiquitum, 1386 nucleotides long. RefSeq lists its product as uncharacterized. NCBI's taxonomy places the organism in Eukaryota, Apicomplexa, Conoidasida, Eucoccidiorida, Cryptosporidiidae. The record is from RefSeq and is a predicted model, not a curated record. Bases 1 to 1386 code for a protein of 461 amino acids. The transcript has a single exon.
AUGGCAGACCAGGAUUCUGGUGAAGCUGUAGAAGCAUGUUUAAGCAAAGAGGAAGAACGUAUUUCCGAAAUAAUAGAUGCGUUUAAGGAUGCAUCAAUUUUGGAAAAAUCACACUCGGAGUCUGAAAGUAUAUCUUUUGCAUCUGCAUUGGAAGAAUCUGACAUGGAACUAGUUGAAGAGCUUGAUUCAGUUUCCACCAGGAAUCUUCCGGACAGAAAGAUGAACAGUUUACCUCAACCUCUAGAAAGUUUUGGGAAUUCUGAAAUAAUAAAGAGUCCUUCCAUAGCUAUCCCCAGCGGCUCUUCUAAGCUAAAUCAGGGGAAUGGGGGAGUAGAAGUAUAUUCCGCUUUAAACCCCUUUUCCAUUACCUUGAGUUGCUUGUUACAUGAACCAACUGAAAGCGAUAUAAUUGAAGAUGAUAUUAGAUAUAUCUACUUAAACCAAAUUCUCUCUGAUGACGAGCAGCUUUAUCUAGCAAAACUGAGAAAAUGCGCUAAAAAUCAUGGCCAUAAAUUUCCUCACUCUGUUUGGGUUCAGGGAUUGAGGUUUUUGGCUUCUUCUCGUUUUCACGUCCAAACGGCUUUGGAGAUUAUGGCAAAUAACCAUGAAUUUAGAAUCAAGGAACUUCCAAUAACUGAAAAAGACGUGAUAGACGACCUUAAAAUUGGAGCUAUUUACUGGCAUGGAAGGGAUAUAAAGUACAGACCGAUCCUUAUUGUCAAACUUGCAAAACUUGAUCUGUUUGUUGGCGAGAUUGAACGAAUUCAAAAACUUUUAUGCUUUUGUUUGGAGUUUUUUCUUAGAUACCUUCAGAUUGCAGGUAGAGUUGAGAACUGGAAUGUAAUCAUUGACCUCGCUGGCAAAGGAAUAACUGAUCUCCCUAUUCAAGUCCUUAAGUCAGUCCUUUCUCUUGUUAAUACACGCUAUAGAAUGAGGCUUUACAGGAUGUUCAUUGUUAACUGUCCAAAGUUUAUCAACGUUGUCAGCAAUGCUUUGGUUGCUGCAAUUCCAGGAUCUUCUAUUAGAAAGAUUAGAUUUAUUGACGAAUCUUACUCUGACGAGAUGGUCAAUAUGGUCUCUCAUGAACAACUUGAAGAAUCUUAUGGAGGAACAUGUCCUAAUCUUACCGAUAACUUCUACCCUUUCAGAUUCUACCCUAUGAAUGAAUUGGAUAAGGAAUUUCCUAAUAUCCAUGCUAUCAUACCCCCUGAGUAUAUUUCAGGAAUGUCCAUUGAGAUUCCACCUAGAUUUGAUCUUAAAAAACUCCCCUGGCUUAAUCAAAUACCUAAUAUGAACUUCACUAAGAGAACAGCAGAUCAGCUUUCUCAGAUCCUUGAUACCGAUAUUAAACCUAAGAUUUCUAAAGAAGAUAUAAUCAAACCUUAG